Thyridium curvatum is the source of this 1854-nucleotide messenger RNA. RefSeq lists its product as uncharacterized. Lineage: Eukaryota; Fungi; Ascomycota; Sordariomycetes; Thyridiales; Thyridiaceae. The transcript is spliced from 6 exons. The record is from RefSeq and is a predicted model, not a curated record. Bases 1 to 1854 code for a protein of 617 amino acids.
AUGUAUUGGCAUAUGACACUACUUCUGUGCGCUGCCCUAGUGGGUUCGAUACAUGCCCAACAGCCUCAGAUCACAGCUGCCCCGAGGAAUAUCGUCGUCAAACGUCAGACAGCGAACAUUGAGAUUCAUCAAGAGUAUGCGGCCCCUAUCGGCGUGGACACAGAAUACCUCAAGAUAGAGGGCAGCACCACAAAGUGGAUCGGUGUUUACACAGAUCACCUAACAGAAGAGACCCGUACCACUACCGUUGGUAAUGUUGCGACAACGACUGUACUCAAGCCGCAGCUGGCUGUCGUCACGGCAACCGCGGCCUCGGAAGGAGUCAAGGUCGGCGAUGUCACGGUCCUCAUUCCCGAAUCACUCCAAGACGCGCUGGAUGCCCUUAUCAAAGAAGCCGCUACGUCUUGUGGUGGUGUGGCCAAGCUGAAGAGCCGCGAUGGCAUGAGUUGCAUGAUCAAUGCCAUUCAAGGAGCCGCCCAGAACGACCAAGCUUUUGGGCUUAUCAACCCAGCAGAAUGGGGACGCUUCGCCCUCGAGAUGGCAGAGAACGCACCCGAGAUCCUGAGAGCCGCCGUUGCGGUCCUCAAGACGCAAGCCCAGAAGAACAAAUUCGCCAUCAUGGUUGCGGCGGCGGGCGCGGCCGGGGUUUGGGCGGUGGACGAAGCAGCUAGACCUAUUGCUGAGUCGGCUUACAAGUUUGUCUUUAGCGGUGGCCAAUUUGGGCAGCCGAAGGACAAUGCGAAUGGCAACGGCAAUGAUAAUCAUGAUCCAACAUCCACGAAGCAGACGACAAGUUCGUCGUCAACUUCGUCGUGUAAUCCGAAAGCUACUGUUGACGAGAACUCGCCAGCCUGUGAUGACCCGGACUGCAAGGGAGACAAGAAAGUCUGUCAGGCAGAGGGCGAUAAAAAGAACUGCCCUUGCGUCAAGUGGACCAAAAAGAUGAUCGACGGGAAAUUCGACAAACCAUGGCUAGACGAGCAACAGAAGAUCCUGCAGGAGCUAGAGAAAGGGCUGCCGGCCGUCAUCCCUCCCCAAUGUUUCCGCAACACGCACGGCGAUGGAUUUGAUGGCAAACCAAGGGCCGAGCCAUCCGCCUUCUGCCGUUGCUCGAGCGCUGCAAGCGGAGGUGGCCUAACUGAGGGUAACUACGCCACCAUGUCCGGCGAGGGCGACAAGGCAUGCACAUACUCCACGAUGCCGACCCAGACGAUCAGCAUCACUAUGAAACCGAAGCAGACAGGAGCUGUUACUUCCUGCAGGAUGGAAUCAAGUUUGAAACCGUAUUGCACAUGUAAUGAUGACGCUAUGCACGGCGAGAUCGUGACGACAUACCUUGGCAAGGUCACAACCGUCUGUCCCGACGCAACCGCCACCAUGACCGGCAUCGAGAAUGGCACGCCCACCGUAGAGCCGUCUUGCUACCCGACCCACGGCCCCCCUCAUAACAACCCGGACUUGGACCAGCUCAUCAAGCUCUGCAAAGCAGGCAAGCCCGAGUUUGCCGCCGUCUGCCGGUCGGACGCGAGCAAAUACAUCAACGUGCAAUGUCCCGGCGGCGCGCAAGUUAAAAGUCCGAAUCCCCUCUUCGACAACCACUACGACGCUUGGUUCGAGAAGGCGAAUGAUGCGCCCGCGGAUUGCAAGUACCUCUUCAAACAGGGUGGUUCCACUGAUGAUAACGCGGUGGGUGCCCGGGUCGAUGCCCUCUGCAUUCCGGCGUUCGAGGCUAUCAGGGAUAAAUGCCCGUGGAACGGAGGAGAGGUCAGGAACCAAUGCGGAACGUUCAAGUACCAAUCUUGUGUGCUGGGGAGGCCUUGUAAGGUGGGGGACCCUAGCCGCCGCCGGGCGUGA